This is a messenger RNA of Penicillium alfredii, 891 nucleotides long. Its product is annotated as oxygenase MpaB family protein. Bases 1 to 891 code for a protein of 296 amino acids. The record is from RefSeq and is a predicted model, not a curated record. Gene Ontology annotation, molecular function: oxidoreductase activity. The transcript has a single exon. Lineage: Eukaryota; Fungi; Ascomycota; Eurotiomycetes; Eurotiales; Aspergillaceae.
AUGUCUUCCACCUCGUCUCCCUCUCCCCUGGACGAAAAGCCCGGGGCGAGUCACAGCGAUACGACCAUUAACAUCACCAGUGACUCCGGCCGCCUUCAUGCACUGGAACAGCUGGAAAUUCUGCCUCAGAUCCUUCAGGAGGGCAUUUUGUUCGCGGGCUCAGGAGCAGCGCUGUUGCUGCAAGCUGCCUUGCCCGGUAUCCGCGAGGAGGAAACCACCGGCGGGCCCGAUGUGUUGGCAACCGAGCUCCUAGAUGCGCUCCAGGCACAUAUUAGCUAUAUGUCAUGCCUCGUUUUUGGCACCCGCGAAGAGCGCAAAGCUCUGCUGGAUACGCUGCACCGCGGCAUAGCCCCGCUGUUGGGUGGCGGGCGCCAGAACCGGUUCUCCCACCACCCACCGCUGCAGCUGUGGAUGGCCGCCACGCUGUACGCCACCUCGACCGAUUUCUACCAGCGCGUCUACGGGCGCGUCGAGUACCACACCGCGCAGCGUUGCUACAGCGAGUUCACGCUGAUCAUGAACUGUCUGGGUAUGCCCGCCGAUAUCUGGCCCGAGACCCGUCAGGCCUUUUGGUCCUACUGGGACAACCAGGUCGCCAACCUGAGGGUUUCCUCGGACGCGGCUACUUUUGCCAAAGACUUACGUGAGAGCACCGACAUGCCCCGUUGGGUGCAGACCAUCAAGCCCUUCCUGCGGGUGGUCACCAUCGAGAUGCUACCCCCGCGUCUGCGGGAUGCCUAUGGUCUUCGCUCCACGGCUGCGACUCGCGCCCUGUACCGGACCUGGAUGGGCUUCUCUGUGGCCGUCUACCCAGCAAUGCCCAAUAAGCUGCGAGCAUACCCCUUACGGUUCUACCAGGACCGCCUACGCGAAAAAUUGCAUGUGGCUUGA